This is a messenger RNA of Selaginella moellendorffii, 3077 nucleotides long. Its product is annotated as beta-xylosidase/alpha-L-arabinofuranosidase 2. Gene Ontology annotation, molecular function: alpha-L-arabinofuranosidase activity; xylan 1,4-beta-xylosidase activity. Gene Ontology annotation, cellular component: plant-type cell wall. The transcript is spliced from 7 exons. The record is from RefSeq and is a predicted model, not a curated record. Gene Ontology annotation, biological process: arabinan catabolic process; xylan catabolic process. NCBI's taxonomy places the organism in Eukaryota, Viridiplantae, Streptophyta, Lycopodiopsida, Selaginellales, Selaginellaceae. The coding region runs from base 649 to 2967 and encodes 772 amino acids.
AAAAUCAAAUCGAUCACGCCACACCAUGUGGUGCUCCUCUUGGGCUUUCGCCAUCGCCGGCUCCACCAAAGGUUAGUAGCGACCGACUCUCCACGACACGUCAGCUUCCCGGCCAUCCACGUCAGGGUCAAGAUCUAGUCCACGUCAGUUCAGCUUUACCCAGUGUCAGUCUGCCACGUGGGCACGCCCGGACCAAAGUCUUUAUAAGGGCAGCUCGUUUCCGGUAGGACGAUAGGCACCAUACAAGCCGGCCGCCCGUCACGCUCUGUUAUCAACCCGUCAAGCCAUUCUUUGUUCCAAGUAGCUCUUUUUUCUUUGGCUCUGGGCCUAGCAGCUCCACAACUGCAAAAAGAGCGCACAAAGGAAGAUUCAAAGGCACCAGCUACGAGGAAGAAAGCGAAGGAAGAAAAGAAAGAGAGAGCAUGAGUUUCGAGAUGAGAUACCACAGUCCGCAUUUCUCCAGUAGAGCUCAGUCAGUCCAGUCGGAUCGAAGAUAGCUAGCGUGUUGCAUUUUCCAUAGUUUGAUUCGUGUUAGCAAAGAAAGAGAGAAACGAGAAAAGCUCGCACAUACCUCCUAUUUUUUUAUUUUUUUUGUUGCGUUCCUGAUUUAAAGGAUCGAUUGCUUCGUUUCUUCCUGCUGCUUUCACGAUGGCCAAGGCGAGCUUUUGCAGCCACUGGAUCCUGCUGCUGCUGCUCGAGGUGGCGCUCUUGACGCACCAAGUUGUGGCGGGACAAGCACCGUAUGCAUGCGACCAGCGCAAUGCGACGCUGCUCCAGUUUGGAUUCUGCAACACCAGGCUGCCGACGAGCACGCGCGUCGAGGACCUCAUCUCGCGCAUGACGCUCCAGGAGAAGAUAAUUCAGCUCGUCAACAAUGCCGCCGGAAUUCCCAGGCUGGGACUCCCCCGAUACGAGUGGUGGCAAGAGGCGCUCCACGGAGUUGCAGUCAGCCCCGGCGUCAAGUUUGGAGGCAAAUUCCCUGGAGCUACCAGCUUUCCGAUGCCAAUUCUCACCGCAGCCUCCUUUGAUGUCAGUCUCUUCCUCAAAAUCGGCCAGGCCGUGUCCACCGAAGCCCGAGCGAUGCACAACUAUCAGCGAGCCGGCCUCACGUACUGGAGCCCGAAUGUAAACAUCUACCGCGACCCGAGAUGGGGCCGAGGCCAGGAGACGCCAGGCGAGGACCCUCUCCUGUCGAGCAAGUAUGCCACGUUCUACGUGCGAGGCCUCCAGGAUACAAACCUCGGCGGUGACAAGCUCAAAGUCUCGGCUUGCUGCAAGCAUAUGACAGCUUACGACGUUGACAACUGGAAGGGCACCACCCGCUUCAAAUUCAAUGCCAUUGUGACCCAGCAGGACUUAUCAGACACGUACAACCCGCCCUUCCAAAGCUGCGUCGAGGAUGCCAAAGUCAGUAGUGUGAUGUGCUCGUACAACCGGGUGAACGGGGUGCCGACAUGCGCUGACUAUAAUCUCCUUAGUGCCACAGUGAGGAGCAGCUGGAACCUGAACGGCUACAUCGUGUCUGACUGUGACUCGCUCCAAACUUUCUUCGACAACACCAACUAUGCCAAGACUGCUGAAGAUGUCGUAGCGGAUGCUCUGCUAGCCGGAUUGAAUCUCGAUUGUGGUCCCUUCCUGGCCAUCCACACGCAGUCUGCAAUCACCAAUGGAAAAAUUACCGAGGCCAAUGUGAACCAAGCACUUCGAUACCUUUACAACGUGCAGAUGCGGCUGGGACUCUACGAUGGAAAUCCACGAUCCCAACCUUACGGAAAUCUUGGACCACAGAGCGUGUGCACCGGAGAGAACCAACAAUUGGCUCUAGAUGCAGCCAAAGAGGGGAUCGUGCUCUUGAAAAACAACGGUAACGUCCUCCCUUUCUCGAAGUCCAAUAUCAGGACCGUAGCAGCAAUUGGGCCUCAUGCAAAGGCAACACGGGCCAUGAUCGGAAACUAUCAAGGAAUACCUUGCAAGUAUACCACGCCUCACGACGGACUCAGUGCCUAUGCCAGAGUAGUAUACUCUGCCGGCUGUUCAGAUGUGGCGUGCUAUUCGGACAGCUUGAUCGGCUCCGCGGUUUCAACAGCGUCCCAAGCAGAUGCGGUGGUACUGUUUGUCGGUCUGGAUUUAAACCAGGAAGCCGAAGGCAAGGAUAGAACAAGCCUUCUCCUCCCUGGAAAACAGCAAGAGCUCGUCACCGAAGUCACGAAAGCAGCAAAAGGACCUGCUGUUCUAGUCAUCUUCUCCGGCGGCUCGGUCGACGUGAGCUUUGCAAAGUAUAAUAACAAGGUGCAAGGCAUACUCUGGGCUGGAUAUCCCGGAGAAGCUGGUGGAGCAGCCAUCGCCCAAGUCCUGUUUGGAGAUCACAAUCCAGGUGGAAGGCUUCCUGUGACAUGGUACCCGGAAAGCUUCACAGGAAUCACAAUGCUCGACAUGAAUAUGCGGCCGGACGCUUCCAGAGGCUACCCAGGAAGAACAUACAGGUUUUACACAGGACAGUCGGUCUAUAACUUUGGCUAUGGCAAGACGUACUCUAAACUCUCGCACAAAUUCAAGGAAGCACCGCUCUCACUCGGGUUCCCGGAGGCAGCAGCGGUCAAGCGAUCUUGCGAUGGCAAUCUAACAUGCUUCCAUCUAAAUGCACACGAUGAGAUUACUUGUAGCACGCUUACCUCCAAGGUGAGAAUUCUUGUCCACAACAAGGGAGAUCGCCCGUCCAACCGCGCAGUGCUGCUCUACUCGUCGCCCCCAAACGCUGGCCGGGACGGCGCGCCGAUCCGGCAGCUCGCUGGAUUCGGGAAAGUGAGCGUUGCGCCAGGCGCCGUGGAGAACGUGGAGAUCGAGAUCGAUCCCUGCAAGCACCUGUCCCACGCGGGCGCCAAUGGCGUGAGGAUCUUGCACGGCGGCAUCCACACGCUCGCGGUCGGCAACGCGCGGCAUCCUCUCCCCAUCCUCCUCCAGUCCUAGAACCCUAAAAUAUUUGCUCCAAAACCCUACAUUCUUUGGCGCUGGCCCAACGAUCCAUUGAUCGAUACAUACAUACGAUACAAGACCAAGAAGAGAUUUUUCUCCCUGUU